AUCAACAAGGUGCCUGUAUAAUAGCAAAGGAAACACACAAUCGCAAAAAUUGAAACACAAACUAGUGUAAAUCCUUAAAACCUAAAAAAUCACAUAAAUAAGUAGUGACAUAAAUCUUACUAAAACUGCAAGCAUGACUAGUCUGCCCGAAAUUUUUAAGCUAAACGUUUUUUGUUUGUUUGAGAUAUUUAAACAAAUUAAAAUGAAUUGCGAGACCAGCAAAAGUUUACAAAACAGACACAAACUAGUCCAGUAUUCAGAUCUAAUCAAUUUUGUCAUCUGUCACGAGGUGUUUACAAAAGCUUUCGAAGAAUGGAGCCAUUCUCUAUAUAAGUUUCUUGAGAUCGAUUAUGCCUUUUUAAAUACAUGCGAUUUGCUAAAAAUUGAUUUUGCCAAAAUAUACGAGACUCUCAAAAAGGUUUCCAAAACAGACAGAGAACUAUUUUGGAAAUUUUGCGCCAAUGCAAUCGAAGAGAAUGAAUUGUUGAGUUCGGUAACGCUUAUUUACCACCCAACCCGAUUCUAUCCCGAUCACUUGGAUAGUUUUGAGGCAGUAGUAAAUAGCCUUAAAAAUAAGAAAUCAUUGCGUACGCUUGUCGUGGAUGUUUCAGGAUAUAGUCUCCCUUAUGUGCCAUGCAUUACAACCCUGACGAAACUCGAACUGAACGUGCGAAUGGAGAUUGAAGACUUACUCCAGUUUUGCCAAUCGAAUCCAAAUCUACGCUUUCUGAAUUUCCACCAUACGGAGUUACAGGGUCGGCUAUCGGAUAUUCUUCCAUACUGCAAUAAACUGAACACCUUGGCCUUCACAAUGAAGCCUGAUAUAGAUGCAUCGGAAUAUGCCGACGUUGCAAAACUAACGCAACUUAGACAACUUAGGCUUAAAGGUGUCCAUCAAGAGGGAACUCUUCUUGAGUUACUAAUGGGACUAAAACUCAAACGAUUGAGAAACAUAUCCAUUCCAAACAGUUUUCUUACCAAAGGAGAGUCACUAAAGGAACUGCAUAUUCAUGUUGUGUUUAUUUCCUAUUGCAUUGAAAACCUUAUAAAUGCACUAGUUAAUCCAUCUCAUCAAAAACUGCGCAAAUUAUCCUUAACUCUGUGCCCAUAUAAAGUCCAAGACUUUACAAAAUUAAUGAUGGCCAUUGCAAGUAUAGGUCUUCUCACAAACUUAAAUGAAUUAUAUAUUGAAAACCCUGAGGGGUUCCCAUAG
Molecule: messenger RNA, 1213 nt
Organism: Drosophila santomea
Lineage: Eukaryota; Metazoa; Arthropoda; Insecta; Diptera; Drosophilidae
Exons: 2
Coding region: 134-1213 (359 amino acids)
Source: RefSeq, a predicted model, not a curated record